This is a messenger RNA of Condylostylus longicornis, 2817 nucleotides long. RefSeq lists its product as uncharacterized. The record is from RefSeq and is a predicted model, not a curated record. NCBI's taxonomy places the organism in Eukaryota, Metazoa, Arthropoda, Insecta, Diptera, Dolichopodidae. Bases 1 to 2817 code for a protein of 938 amino acids. The transcript has 5 exons.
AUGUGGAGGAAUUCUAUGAACGAAUUCAUUCUCAAAACAUAUUAUCAAAUUACCCGCUGUGAAAGUGACUUAACAUCAUACAGGCAGAGGUUAAGAGAGGAAUUUAUGCGUAAAUACCCGGAGCUCACACACAUUAAUGAACAAAACCUGGCUGACCGUAGAGCUGCAAUAAUAAGGAAUAACCUAGUACCAGAGGCCACCAGGAACCGCAUAUAUGCUGAAGUUCAACAAGAUAUCAUCGCUAAUGAAAGGAACACCAAUAUGCAAGAUGUUGUAGCUUACCCAGAUCCAGGUUCUCAAGAAGCUGCAAAUAGAGUCGCGCCAAGGAGAGGAGAUAGCUUCAACAGUCUCAAUAAUCGGGCAGAUAACCAACGUGGAGCUGAUGAAGGUGUGCCCAGCGCCCCCACCGAAGAGAAUGCGAAUCUCAGCGAGCAAAUAGAAACUGAGGUCCUGAAUUCAAUAAUUAUGUUUACUUCUCUUGAAUACACUAGUGGACCAAGGAUACCAACUCAAAAAAUAACCCAGAAUCUACUCAAGUUGGUAGAUUUAACAAACUCAAAGGUAAUCCCAAAGAUUGCACCAGAAAUUACAAGCUAUGAACAGUUAAAUACCUAUGUCUAUAGCUGCGCAGCUGCAAUCACGCUACUAAACGGAAGGAAACUCGUCUAUGAGACACGCCGUCAGUCAGACCAACAGCAACAACCUCUAGUACAGAAAAUGCCAAUAAGCCAACGUAGAUUAACAAAUAACAUCGAAACAUUGAGAGCUGAAGCUGGACUAUUAACAUUCCACACACAAAGAGAUCCACAAAAUAAUACUCCUAUAGAAGUGCUAGAUACAGUUAAACAAAAGCUAUCUAUGUAUGCGAAAAGAUUGAGGCGAUAUCGGAAAAGCAGUAAACGUAAUAAUGACAAUAAAUCCUUCGAACGAAGCCAAAAGAAAUUCUACGCUUCCCUAAAAAAGGUCGAAUGUGAUCAUACGCAAGUGCCUACAAUCGAGCAAAUGCAGCAGUACUGCUCUGGUAUAUGGGCUGAAAGAACACAAAAAAUGCCAACAACUAGUAUCAGCAACGAAAUAUUUAAAAACAGCGUCAAUAAGCUCCAAAAUUGGAAAUGUCCAGGUAACGUUAAAAUCCAAAACUUCUGGCUAAAAAAAUUAACAUCACUGCAUCCGUUAAUGUUGAGCUAUAUAAACCAGUUUAUUAACGACCCAGGUUCAACACCGGAAACUCUUUGUACAGGCCUCACAUUCAUGAAGCCAAAAAAUGUAACAAACAGCGAUCCGUUGAGUUUCAGACCAAUUACGUGCUUAAAUACGUUCUAUAAAUUAACAACAACGUGUAUCACCCAAAUGGUUGAGGAACACUGUUCAAAAAACAAUAUAAUCGCUGAAGAACAAAAAGGAUGCCGCAAGGGUUCACUGGGAUGCAAGGAACAGCUUACAAUAGAUGCGGUGGUCAUGAAACAGGCAAUUGACAAAAAACGCAAUAUCUAUGGGGCGUAUAUCGACUACAGAAAAGCAUUCGACAUGGUACCGCAUAGCUGGCUAAUCGAAAUCAUGAAAAUAUAUAAAAUCAGCGAAAAUAUCAUCAGGUUCGUUAGUCACAUAAUGUCAAAAUGGUCCACAGUUGUAAAACUCCCUGGCAGUGAAAGAACAUCGGAAAGAAUACCUAUUAAACGGGUGCUCAGCAACACAGCAUAUGGCUUCGAGAUAAAGGGUUUAACACCAAAUAUAAGACUCACACAUUUGCUCUUCAUGGAUGAUCUGAAGCUAUACUCAAGCUCAUCAAAAAAACUGGAACAGCAACUCAGAAUUACCGAAAAUUUUUCCAAGGCCAUCAACAUGGAAUUUGGCGUCGAUAAAUGCAAAACCUUCACAAUCCGCCAAGGUAAACUGGUUAAAGAGAUUGAGUACCAAACAUCAAGCCAAGAUAUCAUAAAAGCAAUGGAUGAAAAUGACGUCUACAAAUACCUGGGUAUGCAGCAGACCAAACAAACUAAUCAUGUCGAAAUUAAGCGAAGUUUACGAAACUCCUUCCGUGCACGACUUACUAGCAUUAUGAAAACAUCGCUAAACUCUAAAAACUUGUGCAAAGCUAUUAACACCUACGCUAUCACAUUAAUCACAUACUCUGCGGGUGUAAUUAAAUGGAAUGCAACUGAUUUGGAGGGUUUAGACAGAUUGGUUCGUACAGAACUUACCCGAUAUAGAUACCACCAUCCUAAAGCUGCGGUAGAGAGAGUUAACAUCCCAAGGAUUAAAGGAGGUCGUGGAAUCAUAAAUAUUAAAAGUAUGGAAGAAAAACAAAGACAACAAAUAACAAAGUACUUCCUAGAUAAAUCCAUCGUAUCAAACCUACAUAGGGUAGUAGUCAGUGCCGACAACAAUUACACCAUUCUCAAUCUAAAUCAGAGCAGAAAUGAUGAAACACCAAAUGGUAUACAAAACUUGAUUAGUAGAUGGCAAGCAAAAGAAAUACAUGGUAGACACCCAAAUGAACUAAGAACACAAAAUAUUGACCAAGAUCUCUCAAACAAAUGGCUAACAAGAGGAAAAUUAUUUGCAGAAACUGAGGGUUUUAUGAUAGCGAUUCAAGACCAAGUCAUUGCCACCAGAAAUUAUCUUAAAUACGUUGUUAGAGAUACAUCAAUAACAGAUGAUAAAUGCAGAAAAUGCUCAAACACACGAGAAACAAUACAACAUAUCUUAGCAGGCUGCAGUGUUAUUGCUCAAACAGCGUACAAACUAAGGCAUGAUAACGUGGCGAAGGUCCUGUCUAAUUCCGAAGAAAACAGUAGAGGGGGUCAUAAAACUUAA